Aquila chrysaetos chrysaetos is the source of this 1736-nucleotide messenger RNA. RefSeq names its product myogenic differentiation 1 (gene MYOD1). Gene Ontology annotation, molecular function: protein dimerization activity; DNA-binding transcription factor activity, RNA polymerase II-specific; RNA polymerase II cis-regulatory region sequence-specific DNA binding. The record is from RefSeq and is a predicted model, not a curated record. Lineage: Eukaryota; Metazoa; Chordata; Aves; Accipitriformes; Accipitridae. Gene Ontology annotation, biological process: regulation of transcription by RNA polymerase II; positive regulation of myoblast differentiation; muscle organ development. The transcript has 3 exons. Bases 212 to 1108 code for a protein of 298 amino acids.
GGCGCUCCCGGACCGGCGCGGCUGGGGAGGGGGUCGGCGGCAGCAGCAGCAGCCGGCGGUGGUGGCCUCGCCUGGGAGAGGGUGUGAGGGCCUCCGCUCCGCGCAGCUGCCCGGCCGGUGGCUGCCGCUGAACAGCCCGAUCGAAGCCCCCUCUCUUCUGAUCCCCUCCCUCACCCCCUCUGGCCCAGCCACCGUCUCCUCCGCCGCCCCCAUGGACUUACUGGGCCCCAUGGAGAUGACGGAGGGCUCCCUCUGCUCCUUCGCGGCCGCCGAUGACUUCUACGACGACCCGUGCUUCAACACGUCGGACAUGCACUUCUUCGAGGACCUGGACCCCCGGCUGGUGCACGUGGGGGGCCUGCUGAAGCCCGAGGAGCACCCGCACCACCACGGGCACCACCACGGGCACCCGCACGAGGAGGAGCACGUCCGAGCACCAAGCGGGCACCACCAGGCUGGCCGCUGCCUGCUGUGGGCCUGCAAGGCUUGCAAGAGGAAGACCACCAACGCCGACCGCCGUAAGGCUGCCACCAUGAGGGAGCGGCGGCGGCUCAGCAAGGUCAACGAAGCCUUUGAGACCCUCAAGCGCUGCACCUCCACCAACCCCAACCAGCGCCUGCCCAAGGUGGAGAUCCUGCGCAACGCCAUCCGCUACAUCGAGAGCCUGCAGGCGCUGCUGCGGGAGCAGGAGGACGCUUACUACCCGGUGCUGGAACACUACAGCGGGGAAUCAGAUGCCUCUAGCCCUCGCUCCAACUGCUCCGAUGGCAUGAUGGAGUAUAGCGGGCCUCCUUGCAGCUCUCGCAGAAGAAACAGCUAUGACAGCAGCUACUACACAGAAUCACCAAAUGAUCCAAAGCACGGGAAGAGUUCUGUUGUUUCCAGCCUUGAUUGCCUCUCAAGCAUUGUAGAGAGGAUUUCCACAGAUAACUCCACGUGUUCUAUACUGCCUCCAGUGGAAACUGUUGCUGAAGGGAGUCCCUGUUCCCCCCGAGAAGGAGCGAGUCUGAAUGACAGCGGAACCCAAAUUCCUUCCCCCACCAACUGCACCCCACUUCCCCAGGAUAACAGCAGCAGCAGCAGCAACCCUAUCUACCAAGUGCUAUAAAGGCAGGUCCAGCUGGACUGCACUGAAAACAAAUUGCUCUGUUCAGCCACACUCCAAGACCUGCCUUCUAAGACUAAAAAGACUUCUCAAGACUUGUUCCAGUUUUAAAAUAUCACUGAAAAUUCCUUCAAAUAUAUAACUUUUCAAACCUGUAUUACUUCAAAAUACACCUAGUUAUUUAUUGGUUGUUACGCUAAAGUUAUUUAAUAUGUCUAGAGAUAAAAUUGUAUACCAUGAAAUGGCCAAUGUUUAAUCUCGGCUUUGGGGAAUAGGAACCUGGCUCCUGAAUGCAGAGGAGAAUAGAAAUCUACAACAGUGGUGUGGCAUGACAGAUCCUUCCUAUUACUCCCGUUCUGGCCAAAAUAAGGUUGUGGACCAUUUUUUAUAAAACUUUUUGUAUAACUGUAAAUAAGAGUUGCUUUGCAAAAAAAGGAAAAAAAGACGAAAAGAAAGAAAAAAAAGAAACAUAAGCAAAAAUUAAACACAAAACAAAAAGGGGAAAAAAAAUUAAAAAAUAUUUAAUAUUGCUUGGUUUGUUGUGUCAAACUUUUAACUUUAUAUAUUUAUACGAUGUGGUUGCCAAGAAUGUUUUCAACAGUAUUCUAAAUAAAGACCCUUAUUUAUAAAA